Molecule: messenger RNA, 3553 nt
Organism: Olea europaea var. sylvestris
Lineage: Eukaryota; Viridiplantae; Streptophyta; Magnoliopsida; Lamiales; Oleaceae
Product: LRR receptor-like serine/threonine-protein kinase FLS2
Exons: 2
Coding region: 35-3313 (1092 amino acids)
Molecular function (GO): protein binding
Source: RefSeq, a predicted model, not a curated record
UGAAAAACUUCAAUCUUUUUCAAUUACUAUAAACAUGAUAUCAGAAAAAAAAAAUAUGGAGAUUAACAGAUUCAUCAAAAUACUGAGUGUACUGAUGUUUGUACUUUCACUAUGCAUGAAACUUAAUUCAGUAUCUGCUGCUAAAGUUAGGUGCAUAGACAGGGAAAGACAAGCUCUUCUCAAGUUUAAGCAUGGCCUUGUUGACGACCAUGGAAUUCUCUCAUCCUGGGGAAGUGAAGAAGUUAUAAAGGAAUGUUGCAAAUGGAAGGGCAUCUUGUGUAGCAACAGAACUGGUCAUGUAGUUUCACUCGAUCUGCAUGUACCUCCACCUCCGUCGGGUUUUUAUGUUUAUCUGCAGGCUGCUAAGCUUAGCCCCGCACUGCUUGAGUUGCAGCAUUUGAAUUAUUUGGACUUGAGUUUUAUUGAUUUUGGAAGAAGUGAAAUACCGAGAUUCAUUGGUUCCUUCAAUAAACUAAGGCACUUGAAUCUUUCAAACUCAAACUUCACUGGUGAAGUUCCUUGUGAACUUGGGAACCUUACAAACCUGCAUACUCUCAACCUUCAUCUUAACGAUUUGAGAAUCAAGAACCUUGAGUGUCUUUCUCAUCUUUCUUUCCUGUCAUAUCUUGACUUGAGUGGAAAUGAUUUUGGAAGAAGUGAAAUACCAAGAUUCUUUGGUUCCUUCAAUAAACUAAGGCACUUGAAACUUUCAUACUCAAACUUCACUGGUGAAGUUCCUUGUGAACUUGGGAACCUUACAAACCUACAUACUCUUGACCUUUGUGGUAACGAUAUAAGAAUCAAGAACCUUGAUUGGCUUUCUCAUCUUUCUUUGCUGUCAUAUCUUGACUUGAGUAAUAAUGAUUUUGGAAGAAGUGAAAUUCCAAGAUUCUUUGGUUCCUUCAAUAAACUAAGGCACUUGAAACUUUCAUACUCAAACUUCACUGGUGAAGUUCCUUGUGAACUUGGGAACCUUACAAACCUACAUACUCUUGACCUUUGUGGUAACGAUAUAAGAAUCAAGAACCUUGAGUGGCUUUCUCAUCUUUCUUUGCUGUCAUAUCUUGGAUUGAAUGGUGUGAACCUUAUGAAUCAAACCAGCUGGUUGCACAGCAUAACAAGGUUCUCUUUCCUUGAGAAAUUGUUUUUGUCAAACUGUCAACUUCCCAACACAAUGCCUUCCUUCGAUAUCUUUACUAAUUCUUCUUUACCCUAUCUGUCCAUCCUCGAUUUAUCCUCCAAUGAUCUCACUUCCUCUUUUGCAUUCCACUGGUUAUUUAACCUUAGUGCAAGUCUUACUUACAUAGAUCUCUCCUAUAAUCGAUUAGACGGUCUGAUUCCUGAUGCCUUUGGAGAAUUGAUUUUUCUUGAGGAGCUUUGGUUGAAUAACAAUACGUUCCAUGGGGGGGUUCCAAAAUCUUUUGGAAAUUUAAGUCAUUUAUAUUAUCUAGACAUAUCAUACAAUGAAUUAAACGGUUCCUUGACAGCUGUUACCAAACUUUCGUCCUUAAGAUCUUUAUACCUUAACAACAACAAGCUGAAUGGGUUUCACACACAAAGCCCUGGGUUACCUUCAAGUCUUGAAAGGUUAUUUUUAUCUUACAACCAAUCUAGAAGGCUACCCGAAGGUAUUGAGAAACUUUCCAAGCUCCAAUAUUUAGACAUGUCUUCAAAUUUGUUGGAAGGUACAAUCACUAAAUCGUUCCUCUCAAACUUUGCCAACUUAAAAUACCUAGAUUUAUCCUUAAACUCCUUGGCUUUCAACUUGAGCUCAGAUUGGAUUCCUCAUUUUCAAUUGGAGAGAAUACUGCUCAGCCAUUGCUAUUUGGGGCCUCAUUUUCCAAAUUGGAUUCAAACUCAGAGUACUCUUGAAGUUCUUGAUCUCUCUUUUGCUGGUAUAUCAGAUGCAUUACCUAAUUGGUUGUGGAAUAUGUCUUCUUUAUCUAGAUUAGAUCUUUCUCAUAACGAUAUUAGUGGUAAAAUUUCUAAUUUGUCCUCAAAGUCGAUUUUUCGUGAAGUUGUAGAUUUAAGUUAUAACAAUUUAUCAGGUCCCAUUCCAUUAUUUCUUUUUCUUUCUGGAGAAUUAAAAAUGUCCAAAAAUAUGUUUUCGGGAUCCAUUUUUCACUUUUGCACAAUUCCUGAGGUCUCCAGUAUCCUCGUGCUUGAUCUCUCUGAUAACCAAUUGGAAGGAGAACUUCCUAAUUGCUGGUUGAACACGACGUUUUUAUUUAUUUUGGAUUUGGCAAAUAAUAAGUUCUCAGGUAAAAUUUCCCCCACUUUGGGCAGUUUGGAUAAGCUUGAAGUAUUACACUUGCGCAACAAUAAUUUCAUUGAUGAAUUGCCUUCAACUUUGAGGAAUUGCACGAGGCUGAGAAUGCUUGAUGUGGGAGGAAACAAGUUAACAGGUAAUAUUCCAGCAUGGAUAGGAACACAUUUAACAAGUUUGACAGUUCUUAGCCUUCGACGGAACGAAUUUGAUGGAGUCAUGCCUUCAACAAUUUGCCGCCUUGCCAAUAUCCAUGUCUUGGACCUUUCUAGAAACAAUAUUUCAGGAAGAAUAUCACGGUGUUUAAACAAUAUUACUGCUUUGGUUCAGAAGAACAGUUCAAUUGAAUAUGGUGAUUGGAAAUUUUACAAUGCUGAUUAUGUUAACAACGCUUUUGUUCAAUGGAAAGGACAAGAUACAGAAUACAAAACACUAGGACUUCUGAAAGGCAUUGAUCUUUCUAGAAAUAAACUUUUUGGACCUAUUCCUCAAGAGUUUUCUGCUUUAAGGGGUUUAGUUUUCUUGAACUUAUCUAGAAAUCAUUUGACUGGAAAUAUCAUUUCAAACAUUGGUCAAAUGGAGAUGUUAGAAUGUCUUGACUUGUCUCGAAACCAGCUUUCAGGGAAGAUACCGAAUAGCCUUGCACAUCUAAAUUUUCUCGGUGUUUUGGAUUUAUCAUACAAUAAUUUGACGCGAAAGAUUCCUUUGGGCACUCAACUACAAAGCUUCAAUUCCUCUGCGUAUGCCGAUAAUAGCCAACUCUGUGGAAAGCCUCUGACGGAGUGUCCUGAAGAUAUUUCUAGUAGUUCUGUGACUGAUCACGGAAAGGGAAAUAUUUUUGAAGAAGAUGACGGGUUUAUAACUCGCGAUUUUUACAUUUGCAUGGCAUUUGGUUUCAUUACUGGAUUCUGGGUAGUUGUUAUAACUCUAUUCAUCAAGCAUUCUUGGAGACAUUCCUACUUCAACUUUUGGAAUAAUGUUGGAAACUGGAUGUACGUGACAACAACAAUCUAUGUGACAAGAUUCAAGAGAAAAUUUCAGACGUAAAGGAGGCCCUUCUAGGAAACAAGAAAGUGUUGACUAUCAUUCAAACAAUAUGUUUGCUGGAGAGGUGCAGGGACUAUGCAUGGCAGUGUUUCUAUUUCUAUUAUAGUUAUCACCGUUGUCUUAUUUUCUAAGUAUUUUUAAAAUAAUAUCAAUUCCAUACAAAUAACUAGCUUUGUUGUGCUUAAUCAUUGAUGUAAAAAUAAAUUUUAAUGGAGAUCGAGUAUAUCACUUGAUUAAUUA